GGUCCUCCAGCCGGGCUGCGUCGGUCCUCCAGGCGGGUCCUUCCGGUCGUCCAUCGGCUGCGGCUUCCGGUUCUGCCGGCGGAGCGGAGAGAAAAGGGGGCGACGGAGACGCGGACCUCCAUCAGUCGGAGAGCCCCCGACUCCCCCCUCCCGUCGGGCGACCCGCUCACCUCGCUGGGCAGGGCACCAUGUCCGGGGCGGCGGGCAAGAGGGCCUCCCCGGAGUCAGGGGCGGAGAAGUCGUCGGCGAUCGAGCCCCCGGCCGGGAGCUCAGGGACGAAGGUGGAGACCAUCAAGCUGGGGAGCGAUGCCUCCACGGAGGAGCUGGACAUCCGAACCCUGCAGGCGAGGAACCGGAAACUCUCGGAGGUCCUGGACCAGCGGCAGAGCAUCGAGGAUGAGCUGCGGGACCUCAUCGAGAAGCUGGUGAAGAGACAGGCCACAGACGAUGCCACCCUCCUCAUCCUCAACAGAUACUGGUGUCAGUUCGACGAGAACCUGCGGAUUAUUCAGCAGCGCUGGGACACAGAGGAGGAGGUGCUGUUGGACAGGAAGGCCGCCUGCCAGUCGGUUCCCGAGGCAGAGCCCGAGGGCGGCCAGGACUCUGAGCGCCGGGAGGAGCGGGAGAGAG
Hypanus sabinus (Atlantic stingray) is the source of this 630-nucleotide messenger RNA. Its product is annotated as E3 ubiquitin-protein ligase BRE1A-like. Gene Ontology annotation, molecular function: ubiquitin protein ligase activity. NCBI's taxonomy places the organism in Eukaryota, Metazoa, Chordata, Chondrichthyes, Myliobatiformes, Dasyatidae. The annotation marks the transcript as partial. The transcript is spliced from 4 exons. The record is from RefSeq and is a predicted model, not a curated record. Gene Ontology annotation, cellular component: HULC complex; nucleus.